Molecule: messenger RNA, 960 nt
Organism: Truncatella angustata
Lineage: Eukaryota; Fungi; Ascomycota; Sordariomycetes; Amphisphaeriales; Sporocadaceae
Exons: 1
Coding region: 175-807 (210 amino acids)
Source: RefSeq, a predicted model, not a curated record
CUUCAUCCCAUCUCAAAACCCCCCGCCUUCUGCGAUCACAGCGCAACUAUUUUCGCGCCUUAUUCCAUUUACACGCAACCGUAGCUUUAUAGCAUGAACACAACAUAAGAUAUGUAUUGAAUUAUUGCCUUUACGUAUCCUUUGCCACUAUUUCAUUCAUCUUCUGGUGUGAAGAUGGUGGCGCCACAACAAUGCCAAGGAGCCUCACAGUUCUCCUACGUUGUGCUUUUGUCCGGGACUCAUGUCACGGGCAAAGAGACCCUUGCCGUAUCUUUAGCAAAAUCUUUAAAUUGCCCAUGGUUAAAAGCAGAAUGGUGCCAUUCCUCUGCCAACUUCGGAGCUCGCUCUCAAGCAAGGAAAGGCUUCGAUUACAAAGAAGUGUUUGGGCGGAUCUGGUUCUCAAAGUUGCUGCGAAUUGGUUUCUUGUCGGAAGGGACCGAGCCAACCAAAGAGAUACAGGCAAAGGCCCCUAGGAAGCUGGGAAUGGAUUGUACGGCACUCAUUACUUGCUUUGCGAUGCGUAAGAUAUGUCGAGAUGCAAUUCGGGAUGUCAUGAUGGCCCACGGCGUCAAAAUCAUUUUUGUUAUUAUGCAAAUCACGAAAGAAACUUUAUCUGGGCGGACUCUAGGAGCGGAAGAGCCCGAAUUGGCGGAGAGAAUCAUGGAGGUAAAGAUAGCGGACAUUGAAGAGCCUCUGGAAGAAGAAAAAGACGUUGUACUGGUCGACUCCAUGCGGGAUGUUGAGGCUUUAUUUUUGGAGAUGAGUGAAAGAAUCGGCCAGCAGCUUGCGCUCUAUGGAAGGUCAUGAUCAAAGUGCCGUUAUUCUGAAAAGAGGAGCUCUGUAUGAGCUUUGACGCCGUGCCAUCGUACCUAUCAUACAGAGUUAACACGAGUGUAGCCACUACCAUAGAGACUAUCAGGUCACGGAGUCUGAAAGUAUAAAUCUAAGCGAGUAGCUCCA